Molecule: messenger RNA, 1347 nt
Organism: Sipha flava (yellow sugarcane aphid)
Lineage: Eukaryota; Metazoa; Arthropoda; Insecta; Hemiptera; Aphididae
Product: zinc finger MYM-type protein 5-like
Exons: 2
Coding region: 1-1347 (448 amino acids)
Source: RefSeq, a predicted model, not a curated record
AUGUCAAAAAGACCAGGUUCCUAUUUCCGAAAUAAAAAGAAACAAAAAGAAGCAGAAGCUCAAAAACAAGCAGCACAAUGGGAGAAAUCUAAAAGUAAAUGGUUCAACGUUAAAAACGAAAUUGAUUCAUUAGAAGAUGGGGCUUCUGAAAAUCAAAAAAUAAAUGAAAGUAUUCAAAUUGAAAUUGAUAGUGGUUGUAGUCAAAUUGAACGAACAUCAAAUACCAAUGAAUUAAGUUUUCAAGGAAUACCUGUAGAGACUGUAGAGUUAGAUGAAAAUAUUUUAGUUGAUCAUGAUUUAUCACAUGGUAUAGUAAAGAAACAAUCAUUUGUUGAUGAAGAAAUAAAUGUGUUAAAACCCCCUGAAAUAAUAUUUAAUAAUCCUCAAUCGUGGCCAACUAUAAAUGACAAGUUAAGAUGCAUACUUGUUCAACAUGGCCCAGAUCGUGGAAAAAUGGAACAUAAGCCUUUUAAAAACCAUUGGUUUUACAAAAAAUUACCUAAUGGAGAAAGUGUUGAAAGAUCAUGGAUGAUGUAUUCUCAACCAAAUGACGCAAUUUUUUGCUUUUGUUGUCUAUUAUUUGGUAACCAAUUUACUGCUUUAAGUGAUCCCAAAAGAGGUUUUCCGUGUUGGAAAAAAAUGGAGCGCUUAAAAGAACAUGAAGAUUCUCAAGACCACAUAAAACAUUUUUUUAAAUGGAAAAUGCUUGAAAAUAAAGUAAUGAAAGGAAGGGGUAUUGAUGACUCCUUACAGAAAGAAAUAAAAUCAGAACAAGAAAAGUGGCGACAUGUUUUAAAAAUAAUAUUAGAUGUGUUACUUUAUUGUGUAAAUAAUAAUCUAGCCUUAAGAGGAAACUAUGAAGAAAUAGGUAAUCCAGCAGCGGGACAUUUUUUAAAUCUCAUUAGCUUAAUAAGUAAAUCUGAUGGAGAACAAAUGAGUCAAAUUAUCCGAUAUGUACAUAUUUCCAAUGGAAAAGUUUGUAUAGAAGAAAGUUUUUUAGGAUUUAUUUUAUCACAUGAAAAAACUGGAAAAGGCUUAGCAAGUGAAGUAUUAACUCAGUUAUCUGAUGAUAAUUUAAAUAUACAAAACUGCAGAGGUCAAGCUUACGAUAAUGGAGCAAAUAUGGCAGGGAAAUAUAAAGGUGUGCAAUCAAAAAUUAUGGAAAAAAAUAGUUUGGCUACUUUCGUACCAUGUACUGCUCAUAGUUUAAAUUUAGCUGGUGUCAACGCUGCAUCAUCAAAUGUUCAAAUGAAAAACUUUUUUGGCAAGAUUCAACAAUUAUUCAAUUUUUUUUUCGGGUUCACCUUCUCGUUGAAAAGAAUUGAAAUCAUUGAAACUCAUACUUAA